Ophidiomyces ophidiicola is the source of this 1764-nucleotide messenger RNA. RefSeq lists its product as uncharacterized. The coding region runs from base 1 to 1764 and encodes 587 amino acids. The transcript has a single exon. NCBI's taxonomy places the organism in Eukaryota, Fungi, Ascomycota, Eurotiomycetes, Onygenales, Onygenaceae. Gene Ontology annotation, cellular component: endoplasmic reticulum. The record is from RefSeq and is a predicted model, not a curated record. Gene Ontology annotation, biological process: GPI anchor biosynthetic process.
AUGUUUCUCUGCCAUGUGCUCCAGCGGAGCCUCUCCAUCCUGUUACCCAUAUCGAUAGCGUCGCUCGUAUACCUUUACCUUUACCCCGUUUUUCACGGUUGCGCUUUUCCAGUACCCGCGUCUGACCUCUCCGGACCUGAGCCUGCGUUGGCUUCGUUUACGAAUAUCUUGAAAGAACAUUUUAGAUACGGCAAUCAGAGCCGGGACUCGAAACAAUCAAUUUCUCCCGCGCCGUUUAGAUUACUGGUACUCGCUGAUCCACAGAUUGAGGGGGACAGUUCGCUUCCUGGGCCUAAUGAUGGCUUAGCCGGCCGUUUCUGGAAGCACUGGAACAGUGUCGUGUCGGCGGAGACGUGGGAGGACCGCUUUUUUGCUCUUAGGAAAGGCACAAAACAAGUACUUCUUGUGGAUAUUCCGCGCAGCCUUGAGACGGUUCGCAAGCAGGUGGAUUUGGUCGGAAAUGACUACUAUCUUGCACACAUAUAUCGCACACUACAUUGGUGGGUUAUACCAUCACAUGUCACAGUACUAGGUGACUUAAUUGGUAGUCAAUGGGUCUCUGAUACGGAAUUUGCUGUGCGCUCUGGAAGAUACUGGAAUCAGGUAUUCAGGGGCGGCGUCCGAGUCGAUGACGAGAUAACAAUUACUGGAAUGAAUGGGUAUGGCAACGGAGCGGAGAAGACGGAGAUGUUUACGUUAUCAAAGGAUAGAAGCGAGAAGACGGCAUGGUCGAGUCGCAUUAUCAACAUUGCUGGGAAUCAUGAUGUGGGAUAUGCAGGAGAUAUAAGUGAAAAGCGACUCGAUCGGUUUGAAAGGGAGUUCGGACGACAUAACUGGGAUGUGAGAUUUCAGUAUCCUAUCUCCGCAGGGAACGAUCCAGAGGGCAAGCAGAUAAACGCUUCGAUCCACCUUAUUGUGCUGGAUAGCUUGCUUCUUGACACUCCCGCUCUCAGUCAAUCUUUAGCAAGCCAGACAUAUGGUUUUAUAAAUGAUUUGAUAUCCCACCGCCUACGCCCUGUUGAAGACCAGAGCAGCUUCACACUUCUUCUUACCCAUCUACCACUUCACAAAGAAGCCGGGGUAUGCACCGAUGCUCCCCUUUUUGCUUUCUUCAGCAAGGACGAUGACAAACCUAUUGAUGGGGAGCUACGUUUUAAAGAGGGUGGGUUAAGAGAACAGAAUCACAUCAGCGCUCAGCUCAGCCAUCACGGUAUUUUACAAGGCAUUUUUGGGAUGAGCGGCGAACCCAAUGCCCUUGCUGGGGGUAUGGGAAGGAAUGGAUUGAUUUUAACUGGACAUGAUCACACUGGCUGUGAUACUGAGCAUUUUAUCAAUCGAACUUCGGUUACCUCAGAAGACUCGAGCGACACUUCACCUGCCUGGACAUGGGAUGCUCGGCUAUACAAAUCAGAGAACAAACAGCAUUACAGUUCACCCCCCAAUCCCUCUAUUAGAGAAAUUACCCUCCGUUCCAUGAUGGGCGAGUUUUCUGGCAAUGCUGGUCUAUUGUCACUUUGGUUCGAUUCUCGCCCAUCAGUGAUGGAAUGGAAAUACGAAUUUACUACUUGCCAGUUAGGCGUGCAGCAUAUUUGGUGGGCAGUACAUAUCAUUUGUCUGGUUACAUCGAGCAUAGUCGCAGUUUGGCUUGGAUUGGUCCUACUAGGUAGAAGCACAAAUGCUGAUGUCGCUAUAGUGAAAUCGAUGGCCCCACCAGUUGCUGUGAACUUAAAGAUAAAGCAGGUAUAUAAGCCAAAAGCUACGUGA